AUGUCACAGCUCCAGGCCCAAGUGGAAUUUAACCUUAGACACAAUUUCAUCUACAAGGCUGCCAUUGAGAACGAAAUAUGCGAUCGACGAAGUCUUAAGAUAUGCUAUAAAAUUGGGACCUGGUUUGACUUCAAUCUCAAGGUAUUAGGACCUGGUUUGGCUGGAGUAGACAAUAACCAUGCGCCGCAAAAUUGGGAUCUGGUUUGGUUAACUUGGUUUGGCUGUACGUCAAGAUACUCGAUUAUCUUACGAAGACCGUUGCGAUAUGCGACUGCGGGGAAAUCUUUUCUCAUUGGCCCGGUAUUUCAUGAUCUUUUCUUCUUUUUUAUACAUUGCCCCAUAGAAAAUAGGUAUUACUAUAUUGGAAAGAGCUUCAUUCUUUGUCGACCUACAUCAAGACGGCAGUUUUGA
This is a messenger RNA of Morchella sextelata, 411 nucleotides long. RefSeq lists its product as uncharacterized. The transcript is spliced from 7 exons. The record is from RefSeq and is a predicted model, not a curated record. Lineage: Eukaryota; Fungi; Ascomycota; Pezizomycetes; Pezizales; Morchellaceae. The coding region runs from base 1 to 411 and encodes 136 amino acids.